Messenger RNA from Cuscuta campestris, 925 nucleotides. The record is from the annotation of a GenBank genome assembly. NCBI's taxonomy places the organism in Eukaryota, Viridiplantae, Streptophyta, Magnoliopsida, Solanales, Convolvulaceae.
AUAUUUUGUCUUCAUCCUUGUUAUAGGUGGUGGAUCAUGGGAUAUCAGUUGAGCUGUUGGACACAGUGGAGAAGUUGACAAAAGGCCACUACAAGAAGAGUAUGGAGGAAAGGUUCAAGGAAAUGGUGGCCUCAAGGGGACUUGAUGCUGUUCAGAAUGAGAUCAAUGAUCUUGACUGGGAGUCAACCUUCUUCUUGAAACAUCUCCCUUCCUCCAACAUCUCCCAAGUCCCAGACCUUGAAGAUGAUUACAGGAGGGUAAUGAAGGAAUUCGCAGACGAGCUGGAGAAGCUGGCUGAGAAACUGCUGGAUUUGCUGUGUGAGAAUCUGGGGCUGGAGAAAGGGUACCUGAAGAAGGCCUUCUAUGGGUCAAAGGGUCCUAACUUUGGCACCAAGGUCAGCAGCUACCCUCCAUGCCCCAACCCAGACCUCAUCAAGGGCCUCCGGGCCCACACCGAUGCCGGAGGCAUCAUCCUCCUCUUCCAGGACGACAAAGUCAGCGGCCUCCAGCUCCUCAAGGACGACCAGUGGAUCGACGUUCCCCCCAUGCACCACUCCAUUGUCAUUAACCUUGGUGACCAGAUCGAGGUGAUCACAAAUGGGAAGUACAAGAGCGUGAUGCACAGAGUGAUAGCCCAAACGGAUGGGAACAGGAUGUCGAUCGCGUCGUUCUACAACCCAGGGGAUGACGCCGUGAUCUAUCCGGCGCCGGCGCUGGUGGAAAAGGAAGCAGAGGAGAACAAGGGGAAGUAUCCCAAGUUCGUGUUCGAUGAGUACAUGAAGCUCUAUGCUGGGCUCAAGUUCCAGGCCAAGGAGCCCAGGUUCGAAGCCAUGAAGGCCCUUCAGAGCUCUGUUUGAUGCUAGGCAUUUAGUAGCUAUAUAUGGGUGCUGAGAAGAUUUUCGAAGAAUAAUAAGAACUAUCAUGA